Molecule: messenger RNA, 2783 nt
Organism: Vigna unguiculata (cowpea)
Lineage: Eukaryota; Viridiplantae; Streptophyta; Magnoliopsida; Fabales; Fabaceae
Product: auxin response factor 1-like
Biological process (GO): response to hormone; regulation of DNA-templated transcription
Cellular component (GO): nucleus
Molecular function (GO): DNA binding
Source: RefSeq, a predicted model, not a curated record
AGAGUAGUAGUAGUAAUAGUAUCGUGUGGUGCAGUGUAUUGUAUCGAAUUAGAAAGAGGUUGGUGUCGGCUUGAACCAAACACGACCAUAUCGGCGAUUGAAUUUCGAUCUGUGCGUGCUUUUCAGUUCGUUAGCCCUACCCACUGCCUUCUGCAAUCGGGUGGACUGGAUCCAUCCACCCUCACCAUUUUCGUUCUUCCUCGUCGCAAUUAUCAUCUCAUCGAAUAGUUAGGGCACACAAUACUGCAACAGUUCAUCUCUCCUCUUCUCGACAUGGCUUCCGCUGCACCAGGUGCAACCAAUGAUGCUUUAUACAAGGAAUUGUGGCAUGCCUGUGCUGGACCCCUUGUCACCCUUCCGCGUGAAGGGGAGAGAGUUUAUUACUUCCCCCAAGGUCAUAUGGAACAGCUCGAGGCAUCUAUGAAUCAGGGAUUGGAGCAGCAAAUGCCUUCCUUUAAUCUGCCUUCUAAAAUAUUAUGUAAAGUGGUCAAUGUUCAUCUUCGAGCUGAACCUGAAACAGAUGAAGUAUACGCACAAAUAACUUUGCUUCCUGACGCAGAUCAAAGUGAGGUGACAAGCCCUAACAAUCCUCUACCAGAACCUCCAAGAUGUAGUGUUCAUUCAUUUUGCAAGACUCUCACUGCAUCUGACACUAGCACUCAUGGAGGUUUCUCUGUUCUUCGAAGACAUGCAGAUGAUUGUCUGCCACCACUGGAUAUGACGCAGCAGCCACCUUGGCAAGAAUUGGUUGCAACUGAUCUGCAUGGCAAUGAAUGGCAUUUUAGACAUAUUUUUCGAGGGCAACCCAGGCGCCACUUACUGACUACUGGGUGGAGUGUCUUUGUCAGUUCCAAAAAGUUAGUGGCUGGUGAUGCAUUUAUAUUCUUAAGGGGUGAAAAUGGAGAGCUGCGUGUUGGAGUUAGGAGGCUCAUGAGACAGCAAGGCAACAUGCCAUCUUCUGUUAUAUCUAGUCAUAGUAUGCAUCUGGGUGUUCUUGCCACUGCAUCUCAUGCCAUUGCCACAGGAACCUUGUUUUCUGUUUUUUACAAGCCCAGAACUAGCCGGUCUGAGUUUAUUGUGAGUGUCAACAAGUAUCUUGAAGCUCAAAGUCAUAAACUUUCUGUUGGAAUGAGAUUCAAAAUGAGAUUUGAGGGUGAUGAAGUUCCUGAAAGAAGGUUCAGUGGUACGAUUGUGGGUGUCGGAGAUAAUAAAUCGUCAGUCUGGACUAAUUCUGAGUGGCGAUCAUUAAAGGUUCAAUGGGAUGAACCAUCUUCUAUUUUGCGUCCUGAUAGAGUUUCUCCAUGGGAAUUGGAGCCACUUGUGUCUACCCCUCCCACAAAUUCCCAGCCUUCCCAAAGAAACAAGAGAUCACGGCCUCCCAUUCUUCCUUCAAUGGCUGAUUCUUCUCUGCAAGGUGUACGGAAAUCACCACUUGAUUCUGCACCAUUCUCUUAUCGUGACCAUCAACACGGACGAGACAUCUAUCCGUCAGCCAAAUUCAAUUCUACUGCAACUGGCUUCCUUGGUUUUGGUGGGAACUGUUCUGCUUCCAACAAAUCAAUAUAUUGGUCUAAUAGGACAGAAAACUCUACAGAAUCUUUUUCACCUGUAGCACUUAAAGAAUCUGGAGAGAAGAGGCAUGGGACUGCAAAUGGCUGUAGGCUCUUUGGGAUUCAGUUACUUGACAAUUGUAAUGGGGAAGAAAGCCUACCAAUGGUCACUUUGUCAGGAAGGGUGGGUGAUGAUGGCCCUCUUCCAUCUUUGGAUGCUGAGUCUGACCAGCAUUCCGAACCAUCAAAUAUUAAUCGAUCUGAUAUUCCUUCGGUAAGUUGUGAUGCCGAAAAAUCAUGCCUGCGGUCUCCCCAGGAGUCUCAGAGCAGGCAAAUAAGAAGCUGCACAAAGGUUCACAUGCAAGGUAUGGCAGUUGGAAGGGCUGUGGAUUUAACACGGUUUGAUGGAUAUGAGGAUCUGCUAAGGAAAUUGGAAGAAAUGUUUGACAUCAAAGAUGAACUCUGUGGAUCCACAAAAAAAUGGCAGGUUGUGUACACUGAUAAUGAAGACGAUAUGAUGAUGGUUGGGGAUGACCCGUGGCUUGAGUUUUGUAGCAUUGUGAGGAAAAUUUUCAUCUAUACUGCUGAGGAGGUGAAGAAGCUUUCACCCAAAAUGGGACUUCCAAUCAAUGAGGAAGUUAAACCCAGCAAAAUGGACUCUGAAGCAGUUGUCAAUCCUGAGGACCAGUCAUCUAUUGUGGGGUCCGGUUGUUAACGUCUUAGGUCUUCCAAUAUUUCAGUUGUUAUACAGUAGAUAUUUGCAUGAAAGUUGGAAGUAGAACGUGAAAGAAACGAGUAUGAACCUGACAAGCACUUCAUCAUGGCCUAUAGGAGAAGAGACAUGAACCUGGCAAACAUUUCCUCAUUGCCUGUAAGGAGGAUGUCGUUGGUGUAUUCUGCAUGUCUACAAGAACAGCAUGACAGCACCCAAGCAGAGGGUUGAUGUGAUAUUAUGCUGUUUACCCAACCUUGAGAGAUAAGGCUAGGGGUGUUGUGGCUUUUCUAUUUCUUUCAUAGCUCCGUUUUCUGAGUCUCGAGGCCAUUGCUUGCUCAGUUUUGUAUUGGGCUGCGAGCUUGAAGAAAUGUCUUUUGGUUGAGUAUCUUACUAUGCAUGCAUUUGUUUAUUUUGGUUCUUUUUAAUUUACUUGAUGCGAUGCAUAUCAUUUCUGUAUAUAUAACUUUCUAUAAAUAUACAUACUAUUUAAUGUAUGUAUAUCGAGCCAAUUUUUACCC